Erigeron canadensis is the source of this 1071-nucleotide messenger RNA. RefSeq lists its product as uncharacterized. The transcript has 2 exons. Lineage: Eukaryota; Viridiplantae; Streptophyta; Magnoliopsida; Asterales; Asteraceae. The record is from RefSeq and is a predicted model, not a curated record. Bases 1 to 1071 code for a protein of 356 amino acids.
AUGAAGUACCCACAACACUUAGGGUACUAUGAUGGGAAGAGUGAUCCGGAUGACUUUCUUAAAAAGUUUAUCGGAGCAGCCCUAAUCCAGAGAAAGACCCACAUCACUGUGCACAACAUCAAGCAAAAAGAAAAUGAAAAGACGAGAGAUUUCAUUGUAAGAUACACGAAUGAGACACAGCAAGUACGGGGACUAGCAGAAAGCCAAAGAAUCUCAGGACUCAUACAUGGGCUACGCGCAGUAGAGCUCAUUGAACACCUGAGCACAAACUUACCCGAAACUUACGACGGGUUAACAAGCAAAGCUCACAUCUGGCUAGAUGCUAGGGAAACAACAAGUGACUCCUCCAUAGGAAGAAAGCGGAAGGAAUACGGAGGCAAUGGAAGGUUUUCUUGCUACGGGCGAGAAGACAACCAAUGGGGCGGUAGAGAGAAAGAUAGCGGAAUUGAUAUCUUAUCUAACCUCACCAAAACCACGAAGCAAAUCCUCCUCACAGAGCGAGUCGCUUCAAGCUUCCCGACCCCGACAAAGCUCAUCACUAAUAAGAAAAACAUGGAGAAGUACUGUGAAUAUCACUGGGAUCAUGGACAUGAUACACACAGCUGUAGGAAUUUAAGACGGGAAAUAGAAGAAGCUGUGGAGUCCGGAAAGCUGGACCACCUUAUUAAAGGGAUCAGGCAAGCAACCAGAAUUAAGAGCGAACUGGACAAGCCUGAAAAAACACCACCGGCACAGAUCCUCACAAUACGGUCCGAACUACACAGGGAUCCCCCGCAAGAGCAACUGUACCAGUUCUCUUCGCUGAAGGAUAUCAUCCCUUCUAGUGAACUGAUCAUGAUCAAAGCCAAUAUCGGGGGACUAAUGAUGAGGAACGUCCAAAUAGACGGUGGUAGCGAAUGUGAUAUCCUCUAUGAGAAAUACUUCUCCGAAUUACCAAAAAGUAUUAGAGAAAAGUUACGCAAGGUAGACAGGCCACUGAUAGGAUUCGCAGGAGAACGGACAUGGCCUAUCGGAGAACUCCGGACAGAAGUCACUAUUGGAGAAUACCGAAUUGGAAAACAGAAAAAAUAA